Daldinia vernicosa is the source of this 723-nucleotide messenger RNA. RefSeq lists its product as uncharacterized. Lineage: Eukaryota; Fungi; Ascomycota; Sordariomycetes; Xylariales; Hypoxylaceae. The coding region runs from base 1 to 723 and encodes 240 amino acids. The transcript has a single exon. The record is from RefSeq and is a predicted model, not a curated record.
AUGUGCCAGUACAUGUACGUCAUCUACCGCUGCGCACAUACCGAGCUGCUGGCCGGGCCCAACUGCACCUUCCUGCUCAAGCAGUUUUCCCGCAUCCACCAACCCGAGGCCUGGACCCCCGAGGGCCAACAGACCCUCCCUUUCGAAUGGCCGAACGCAUGCCUGCCUGGCGACCACAACACAAUCCCCGUGCCUUCCGACAAGUGGUGCGGCUGGGAGUGCCAGAACACGUUUGCCCCGGCGCAGCCUACGAGUAACGGGAUCACCUCCUUCGGUGGCCAAGUUUCGCCCGUAACCAACAGCGCGGUCGUGGCAACACAGGCCGGCUGGCAAGGAAAUAAGUACCAGAGCGCGUAUCAUGAGUACAAGCCUCCUAGCUACCACGCUAACGAUAACGGCUAUAUGAACCAGUAUGAUGGCGCGAGUGAUGUCCCAGGUUCUUAUGCCUUUGGUGCCUAUCCGGCUGUCGGAGCCAUGGAUAAGUCCAGCGCGGCGCCUAUGGAAUUAGGAGCCACUCGUAUGACCACGGGCGGUGCAAUGACAGACACGGAUCCUAUCUUGCCAAGUAUGGAGACAGGAACGAACAUGAUGGGGGCAACGGGAACAUUAGGGAUGUUGGGAGCGCAGUACGGAGUACCCCGAAUAGGGGUAGGUUGGAGAGAUGAAAAGGAUGAAGUGAAGAUCAUUGGAGACUGGUGGAAGGAUGGAGAUGUUUUUAACUAG